Molecule: messenger RNA, 1443 nt
Organism: Purpureocillium lilacinum
Lineage: Eukaryota; Fungi; Ascomycota; Sordariomycetes; Hypocreales; Ophiocordycipitaceae
Product: hsp90 co-chaperone Cdc37
Biological process (GO): protein folding; protein stabilization
Cellular component (GO): cytoplasm
Molecular function (GO): protein kinase binding; protein-folding chaperone binding; heat shock protein binding
Source: RefSeq, a predicted model, not a curated record
AUGCCUGUCGACUACAGCAAAUGGGACGCGCUGGAGCUCAGCGACGACUCCGACAUCGAGGUGCACCCUAACGUCGACAAGCGGUCCUUUAUUCGGGCGAAGCAGAACCAGAUCCAUCAGGAACGGCAGCACCGGAAGCUGCAGAUCGAGACGUACAAGUAUGAGCGCGUCAUCAACGACGGGCUGCUGUCCCGCAUCUCGGCGCUGCUCGCGUCACUGAGAGCCCACGCCUCCGAGGCGGCGACCCGGAACCCCGGCGAGAUUGCGUUCCAGGCAGUCAUGGAGACCGCGGGAAACCCAAAGGACGACCGGCCGCCGCCACCGCCCGAGGGCGUACACAGCGGUGAACAGGAGCAGCCCACGUACUCCAAGAUGAUGGCGGCCCUCCUAGACCAGGUGAACAAGGCUCUCGACGAGAAGAAGCCCGACGACCGGUACAGCGGCAUGAUUGAGGAAAUCCAAGGUCACCAUGACAAGGUCGAGAACCUGCAGAAAGAGCUGCUGCAGAAGCUGGAGGAGCUGGAGAAGGAGGACAAGAAGAAGAUUACCAGCGCGGACAUUCACACGGGUUUCGACAGCUCACACGUGGCCAAGGCGACGGCGGCAGACAAGAAGGACUCUACGCAGGUGGAGCUCCUGAACCCCAGCUUUUCGACGACGACAGACUCCGGGCCAUCGCAAACGAGCGCCGCAGCCGCCGAUGACGACGAGGAGAUUGAAGCGUCACCCGAUGCCAAGACAUUUGCGCAGAUCCCGGCCAACGAGUAUCCGCGCAGCCUGCAGUUCCUGCUCCAGCACCCGCAAAUCCUGACGGAGCGCGAGACAGACGGUCUCCUGGUGCUGGCGUUCGACGCUGCGCUGGAGCGCAAGGACGACUACUCGCGGCAGUGCGUGCACCAGGCGCUGCUGCUCCAGUACUGCCGGGCGCUGGGCAAGGAUGGGGUGCAGCUCUUCUUCAAGCGCAUCAUGACCAAGGGCCACCAGGCGCAGGAGGUCUUCUACAAGGACGUUCAGGAGACGUACAUGCGAAUCAAGAACCGAUCGCGCGAGAUCUUGGCGGAGCGGGCAAAGGAGCCGGCAGAGGGCGUGGAGCAGAUCCAGCUGCACGCUGUGGAGCCGGGCACCGUCAUCAACGUGCGCGUACCGCCGACGAACAGCGAGGACCCGGAGGAGCAGAAGGCUCGGGCCAUCUUUGACGGGUUCAAGCCCGAGAUGAAGAAGGCGCUGGAGACGGGGGAGCUUGACGAGGUGAACAAGGUUCUGGGCAGGCUCGGGGUGGAGGAGGCGGAGGAGCUGGUAAACCUAUUUGGAGAGGCCAACAUCCUCAGUCUUGAGGAGCAAAUCAUCGACGCUACGACGGAGGAGGGACAGAAGCAGCUGAAGGAGAUGGAGGCUGCGGUGGCGGCCGAGAGCAAGAAUGAGCUCGCCGAGGACCCUGAGUAG